CCUGCCUGUUCUGACACGGUCCCCACUGCGCGGUGUACGCGAACGCUCCUGUGUGUCACGCAUUCCCUGGGAAUCCCCCGUGGUUUCACGGAAUCCCGGCAACAUCGGCUGUGCUUCCCGGGAAUUGCUUCGGACUGGGUGUUCCCGCGGCAGGGAUUUCUCCCCGCUGGUGAUCGGCGCGGCAGCGACGAGAUCUCCCCACCUCAGUGAAUCACCGUGUGUCGAGGUGGGGGCUCCGGCGGCGGGUGCGCCGCCAAUCCCGGGGUCACCCCCACGCCAGGGAUUCCCAGCGUCGGGAGUUGCCCCGCUCCCCGUCCGGCGACUAUAUCCAAAGAUUGGGAGAUCUUGAAGUCUGUAUUCCCUCUGACAGAAAACUGUGCCAAUGGCCAGGUUGGAGUGGAGAACCUUCUUGUCCCCUCUCGUGGGGACUGGAAUCCAGAUCACAUUAUUCAUGAUGAUCCUUUGGGAGGCAGAAGCAACUGACACUCAAGACCCUGAUGCUCCUUCCAACUUGACAUGUUUUGGGUCCUUCCAAUGUAACCGUGGAAUCAUACUCCCAGUAUGGUACCCACAAAAUCCAUCUUUAGGAGACAAGGUUGCCAGGGCCAUUGUCUACUUUGUUGCAAUGAUGUACAUGUUCCUUGGAGUCUCCAUCAUAGCCGACCGCUUCAUGGCGUCCAUUGAGGUCAUCACUUCACAGGAGAAAGAGAUUACAAUCACUAAACCCAAUGGAGAGACUAGCAUAGCCACUGUUCGAAUCUGGAACGAGACUGUGUCCAACUUGACACUGAUGGCACUGGGCUCGUCAGCUCCAGAGAUCCUUAUGUCACUCAUUGAAGUGUGCGGGCAUGGCUUUCUGGCUGGAGAAUUGGGGCCUGGCACCAUUGUUGGCAGUGCAGCAUUCAAUAUGUUUGUCAUCAUUGCUGUGUGUGUCUACUGUAUCCCUGAUGGUGAAGUUAGGAGAGUCAAGCACCUGCGGGUGUUCUUUGUCACUGCCUCCUGGAGCAUUUUUGCCUAUAUCUGGAUGUACCUGAUCCUGGCAGUUUUCUCCCCAGGUGUGGUCCAGGUUUGGGAGGCAUUACUGACCCUCCUCUUCUUCCCAGUUUGCGUGGUCUUCGCCUGGAUUGCUGACAAGAGGCUUCUCUUCUACAAGUAUGUCUACAAAAGGUACCGUGCAGACAAACGCAGAGGCAUCAUUAUAGAGACCGAAGGGGAGCUUCCCAAAGGGAUUGAGAUGGAUGGCAAAAUGAUCCUGGAGCACGGAGACGGUGUUCUCCCUGAUGGAACUGUGAUCACUCUGGAAGCCAAGGACCUGGAUGAGAGUCGAAAGGAAGCCAUCCGCAUCCUUAAAGACCUCAAGCAAAAGUACCCGGAUCGAGAGCUGGAACAACUGGUUGAGAUGGCCAAUUACUAUGCCUUGCUCCAUCAACAAAAGAGCAGAGCUUUCUACCGCAUUCAGGCCACUAGGAUGAUGACUGGUGCAGGCAACAUCUUGAAGAAACAUGCCGCCGAUCAUGCCAAGAAGACAACCCACCUUAACGAGGAGAAGUCUGAGCCAGGUGAAGAGCUGUGCAGCAAGAUCUGCUUUGAACCGGCAAACUACCAGUGCCUGGAGAACUGUGGACUCGUCACCCUGACUGUGGUGUGCAGGGGUGGGGAGCAGAACAGCACCUUCUACGUAGACUAUCGGACGGAGGACGGCUCGGCCAACGCUGGCUCGGACUAUGAAUACAGCGAGGGCACCUUGAUCUUCAAGCCAGGGGAAACCACAAAAGACAUCACCGUGGGCAUCAUUGACGAUGACAUAUUUGAGGAAGAUGAACAUUUCUUUGUCCGCCUGGGGAAUCUCAGAAGUGGAGAUGCCGAGGGCAUGUUUGACUCUGAUUCAACUGACUUUCCCAAGGGGCGUCUCGUCUCUCCCUUGACUGCCACGGUGACGAUCCUGGACGAUGACCACGCUGGCAUCUUCACCUUUGAAGAUAAAGUCCACCAUGUUAGUGAGAGCGUUGGUGUGAUGGAGCUGAAGGUCCUGAGGACAUCUGGAGCCCGAGGGACGGUAAUCAUACCGUACCGCACAGUGGAAGGCACAGCCCGUGGUGGAGGAGUGGACUACGAGGACGCUUAUGGGGAGCUGGAAUUCUUGAAUGACGAGACAGUGAAGACCAUCCAGGUGAAAAUUGUGGAUGACGAGGAGUAUGAAAAGCAGGAAAACUUCUAUGUUGUCCUGGAGAAGCCAAGGUGGAUGAAACGUGGCAUUUCAGCUCUCUUACUGGCCGACGAUGAAGCCAAUAAAAAACUGACUGCAGAGGAAGAGGAAGCCCGACGUAUUGCAGAGAUGGGAAAGCCUAUCCUGGGGGAGCAUUCCAAGUUGGAAGUCAUUAUUGAAGAGUCAUAUGAAUUUAAGAGUACAGUGGACAAGCUGAUAAAGAAAACAAACCUGGCUCUGGUGAUAGGCACACAUUCAUGGCGGGAGCAGUUUAUGGAGGCCAUUACAGUUAGUGCUGGUGAUGGCGAAGAUGAUGACGAUGCCCGGGAGGAGAAACUGCCUUCAUGUUUUGACUACGUCAUGCAUUUUUUGACCGUUUUUUGGAAGGUUCUCUUUGCCUUUGUCCCUCCCACGGAGUACUGGAAUGGCUGGGCCUGCUUUGUCAUCUGCAUGUUUGCGAUUGGCUUACUUACGGCUUUCAUCAAUGAUCUGGCUUCACAUUUUGGCUGCACAGUGGGGCUGAAGGAUUCUGUUACUGCUGUGGUUUUUGUGGCACUUGGCACUUCUAUACCAGAUACUUUUGCCAGCAAGGUUGCAGCACUGCAAGACCAGUAUGCAGAUGCCUCCAUUGGGAAUGUAACUGGAAGCAAUGCUGUAAAUGUGUUCCUGGGUAUUGGAGUGGCUUGGUCUGUUGCUGCCAUCUACUGGGCUUCUAAGGGGGAGGAGUUUAAAGUGCAUCCUGGCUCACUGGCUUUUUCUGUCACACUUUUUACCAUCUUUGCCUUUGUCACUAUCAGUGUUCUCCUGUACAGAAGACGACCACACAUAGGUGGUGAACUUGGAGGUACACGCCGUGGAAAGAUCCUGACCUGCACCAUAUUUGUGAGCCUUUGGUUGCUGUAUGUUGUGUUUUCAGCCCUGGAGGCCUAUUGCCAUAUUAAGGGUUUCUAAACUGAGGAACUUUCUUUCAUCUGUAAAGAAUGAGCUCCUGCCAGAGCUGUUAAAGGGAUCAAGAGGCAGCCUGACAUAUUCCAAACUCAGAGAAGGUACUUUCUCAGCACGGAUCAUAAACCAGACCUUUACUGGUAGAGAAUAAAAAGGCAAAAUCUAUCUGUUGAGUUUUUUUGCCUUACCAAAAGGUUCUAACAAUGGCUGUAGCCAGCAGUCAAAACAUCAAGAAACCAUCUGAAAUUGUUUUUUUUUAUUCUAAUGGAUUUAAACUUUUUUUUACAUCUCUGAACUCAGCUUGCUAUAUUAUGAAUGUUGAGAAAGAAUCAGCCAUUGAAGAUAAUGUUUUAGUAUUGUAUAGAACAAACAGCUAGCAACUUUGGUCCACAAUAUCUAAGUGUCUUUACUUGUAUCGUUGUAAUAAUUCAUCUCACUGAAUAAGCUGUUCCAGUACCUGUUCAUUUAAUUUGAACAGCAGAAAGGUAAAUCAUGAUACUGGUCAUAAAAUAAUGGGAGAAAAUCUGCACCUCACUAUGAAGGUGAAUAUUUAUUAAUGUGUACAGUAGGCUAGGUGUACUUUUGUCUUGCUGUAAAAGUUGGUGUACAAGUUGCAUCCUGAUACUAAGUUUGUUUGUAAAAGUAACAUACACACUUGCCCAACUUUUUCUAAAAUUAGUGUAGAAUCUAAAUUCAUGGUAACUUUUCCUGUGGUAAAUUUCAUCUAUUAAAGUCGCUACACUCACAAAUAAUUUACAAAAUUGUCUCGCUUUCUCCUUUUAAAUAUCCAGUGUCCAGAUUAGACUGCCUCACUCUGAAAACACUUGCCAAAACAUUAUCAUUAAGACCAUGGAUAAGUGGAUUAAUCACAGAUCCAAACUGACCUUACUCUUAGUAUAAGCAAAUUUGGUGUCCAUCAUUCCAAACUAAUUGUGAUGGACAAAAUUCUAAAAUGGUAGGUCAGAAGAUAAAGAUUUUCUCAUUCUUACCAAAGUACGAGAUGGUGCAAUGGUACUUGAAUAAACUACACCAGCUCCCAUGGUUCAUAACAGCUUGGGAGUAACAUAAUAUUUAUCGUUGGUAAUUUCACCAAUCUUAUCUGGUCAGAUCAAUUCACUGCUCUGUUCCAUUUUACUCUCUGAUUUUAGGAUACAAAACAUGAAAUAACUAUUUGAACAAGCAUAUGCAGUUAAGCUUGGUCCAAUUCUGCCUGUUACUUGCAUCUGAACUGAUGUAAAGAAUCUAAACUGACAGACCAGUGAAGUACUGAGGGAAUGCACAUUGUCAGAGAUGCUAUCUUUUGUUGAGAUGUUAAAUCAAGCCUCUGCCUGCCUCUUCAAGCAGAUAUAACAGAUCCCAUAGUGCUAUUUUUAAAAAAAAGGGAGGUCAUGUCUUCAUUUCCCCUCCAAUAUUUAUUCCUCGGUCAACAUCAUAAAACAAGAUAACUAUUCUUUAUAAGGUUUCCACUUCUAGGAGCUUGUUAUAGUUCCUAGAUUUAGAGAUUGCACUUCAAAAACAUCUAAUUGGUUAUAGUGUGUUUUGGGGCACCCAGGACUUCUGAAACUAUAAAUGUCUUUCUGAUGUAUACACAGAGAAUGUACAGUUGUGAAAUGUGUGCAUGCAUCUGUACAAAAAAAAUCUUUGAACCCUCUGUGACUGUAAGAGCCAAAUGUAUAAAGUGUUCAAUCUA
Messenger RNA from Pristis pectinata (smalltooth sawfish), 4841 nucleotides. Its product is annotated as sodium/calcium exchanger 3-like. NCBI's taxonomy places the organism in Eukaryota, Metazoa, Chordata, Chondrichthyes, Rhinopristiformes, Pristidae. The record is from RefSeq and is a predicted model, not a curated record. Bases 383 to 3157 code for a protein of 924 amino acids. Gene Ontology annotation, molecular function: calcium:sodium antiporter activity. The transcript has 8 exons. Gene Ontology annotation, biological process: calcium ion import across plasma membrane; cell communication; sodium ion transmembrane transport. Gene Ontology annotation, cellular component: sarcolemma; axon; postsynapse.